UUCCCACUUUAGUCCAGUGUGUCUAUAUAGGCACUGGUUUCAUUUAGCUUGAUAAACAGGGACUAGUUCUGAAUGUCCAACCAGAUUGGAAGUGCGCUGAAUAUUUUUCAGAUUCCGAGUUGUUCUGUUCACAGCAUUCCUCAUCCUCGUCACACUAGUGUCAACUACCUGUGGUAGAGCUGUCUUUGAUUACCAACACGCACACCAGCCGUCCUCUGCAUGUGCUGUGUGCUGCUCCCUAAGGAAAAGCCCCUUACUGUCACAGGAAGUGACAAAUAGAGAGGUGAGGACCCUUGCCAACUGUCCAGGAAGUGACACCAGUGUACCUGCUGGUCUGGUGCCCUCCAUAGUCUCUGUGCAGAAGGGGGGAGGGGCUGUUAUCAGGGGCUGGGCUUUUGCCAGCUGUUAUCUAUGCCUUUGUGGCAUAUUCUGUCCUCCUGUCUUCCCUGGUCUCCCUCUCUCUCCCUUUGUUUUUGACAAGCUAUGUUUUGUUGCCUCCUUUUUUUUUUUUUAUAUGACAAAUUAGUGAAAUGAUAGUGUGUGGACUGUAGUUACCAACUAUUUUACCAAGAAGCCCAAGCAAAUGAAAUGAAUAUUUAACUUUUUUAACAUCUGAUAUAUUCACUGUAAGUAAAGGGUGAUGGAAGGUGUUUUUCACAUCCCGUCACUAACUGCAUAUCUCAGACUUCAAAUGAAUUCCUUUUAGAUUUAUUUGAAUUGGACCUUUUAGCAAGCCUUUGUCACCCCUAUAGUUUUUGUACUGUUGAACUAUAUUACUCCAAUAAAGUAAUUUCUAUUGUGAACUUUUUUCAUUGUGUCUUGUUUUACACACAGAAGAUCCAGAUAUCAUUAGUGCAUAUUUUUGUCACAUAAAGCAAACAUGCAUGCAUACAUAUUACAUAGGCCUACCUAAAGGUGUGCAAACAAUUUUAGCGUCAUACAUGUUUGCCUUUUCAAUUUCGCACAUGGAGUUUCAUGAAUGGGUUAAAUCCAGUAACCCAGUGACACUGGAGUGAUCAAUGUAGUGGACCGGUUGUGAUCUUUUUCACCAAUGGGACGGAAGUGUGUAGCCUAGGGUAGUGUGUCGUUGACAUGUGGCCACUGGGCAACGGGCCAUUAGCGCGGGCACCUCUCCUCAAAAGCGCACCCCAGCCAGUCAGUCCGACACAGCACCGAGAUCGGCAAUGAUGCGCUCUCGCGCUCUGUGCCUCUCGGUUGGGAUCUUGUGGUGCGUUUCUCGGGCUGUGUCAGAAUACUCAUCCAAGGCCGACCUGGAGUACGAAUUCGGUGACUACCGUGGCAAAUGGUGUAUUGAUGACCAUGGUUUCGUGUAUGGCAUCGGUGAGGUCUAUUAUCCAAGCCGUACUGCGUGCCCCUGCACCUGCACCGAGGACGGACCUAUUUGUAUCAGACCAAAAUGCCCGCGCAUCCACCCGCGCUGCACGCGCAUUAAGUACAAGUCCUGCUGCCCUGUGUGCGAAGCUGUGAGCAAGGUCUGCAUUUACGGGGGCAAAACGUACAGACCUCUAGAGGAGUUCAAGUUAUCUCCGUGUGAGCGAUGUCGCUGUGAGCCGAACAGAGAGGUGUACUGCACCAUAUCUGGAUGUCCGGCUCUGCACUGUGUAGACCCAACAUUUGAGCCCAACCACUGUUGCCCUGUAUGCAAAUAUGGAGCAAACUGCUUUGCAGGGAACCGUGUGAUCCCGGCUGGUGAGCGCGUUGACAUAGACGAGAGGACGGUGUGCUUCUGCACCUACCGGGAUGGCACGUGGCAGACCCACCCUCACGCCUCCUGCGAGACACGGCAAAACUCUGACAACGAGCUGGGUGGAACUGAAGCAUCCACGACACAGAUGGAGGAGGGCGAAAGGGAGAGCGAGGUUGAGAUAGAGUGGGAAGUGGAAAGGGAGAGGGAGAGAGACCGAGAACAAAAACGAGAGCGCUCACCUAGGUUGGACUUUAUUCCAUGAGGUGGGGGGGUCAUUGUGUUUUUCUGGCUCUGGCAAACUCAUGAGAGGAAGGUGGCCAGGUAGGCGACGUGCCGAGGGCGAUCACCUCCUGAGCGGGCAUGAUUGCCAGCGCUGACUUCUGCCAUGCUGCCCUCCCCUUUCCGGACCCACAUAUGUUGGCGAUUCACAUUAGACCAAUGAAACAGAGUGUUUCCAUCUGUAGUACACUAAAUGUGACACGUUAUAGUGUUGGAGAUCCAAUACACACACUCUCUCUCUCUUUCUCUCUCACACACACACACACACACACAAUGUUUGUUUUGCGAAUAUGUGAUUGAAGUAGUAUAGACACAGGCUGGAGACAUCAUAGAAGACGAAACACUACACAUAAAAUGCAUAAAGUGCACAACAGUUAUAUCUAUAAAGGGCUAAGAAUCAUUUCAAGUAAACAUGCAUAGGGCUAGAAGUGGUGUAUCAUAAUCAGCUUCCGUAUGUUCCAAAAUUUCCAAAACUCUAAAAGCUUUCAUUCAGACCUUCCUCACCUGUUACUCCACAUUCAUAUUGCUUAAAUGCGUAAAUGCUGUAAUUGCUUUAAAUACUUUGCCAUUAACAAGUAGCCUGGUAUAAUAAUUGUGUUUCCUUGAUACUUAACGCAAGAUAGAAAUUAACUAAGCAGUACCAGUGUUUAAGCUUGUACCAUAGUUCAGUAGGCUACUGUGUUUGGGUUUAUGUAAUUGUGUAAUUAUAAGUGUGUGUUUUUUGUGUGUGUGUUGUUUACUUGCGCAAAAAAAAAAUGUAUAUUUCAUUGGUGUUUUACCAUAUUCAAAAACGAUGCUGGUUUGUCAAGUUAACAGUGAUGAAUAAAAUUGGCUGAAUGAUUGAACCUUUGAUGUUUUCGUGC
Clupea harengus (Atlantic herring) is the source of this 2850-nucleotide messenger RNA. Its product is annotated as von Willebrand factor C domain-containing protein 2-like. Lineage: Eukaryota; Metazoa; Chordata; Actinopteri; Clupeiformes; Clupeidae. Gene Ontology annotation, molecular function: protein binding. Gene Ontology annotation, biological process: negative regulation of BMP signaling pathway. Gene Ontology annotation, cellular component: AMPA glutamate receptor complex. The record is from RefSeq and is a predicted model, not a curated record.